Molecule: messenger RNA, 1980 nt
Organism: Actinia tenebrosa (Australian red waratah sea anemone)
Lineage: Eukaryota; Metazoa; Cnidaria; Anthozoa; Actiniaria; Actiniidae
Product: thioredoxin domain-containing protein 5 homolog
Biological process (GO): protein folding
Cellular component (GO): endoplasmic reticulum
Molecular function (GO): protein disulfide isomerase activity
Source: RefSeq, a predicted model, not a curated record
CCAAGUCAUCCAUGUAAUCAGGAGAAACGACGUUAGCCCUUUAAAAUUUCUACAAAUAUUACUCGAUUCUUCAGCUCUUUUUCCGACCCACAGCUGACAUUCUCGGCGUCGAUUUGAGCGAGUGAACAAGCGAGAUGAACGGUCUGGUUUCUUUGGCGGGCUUGUUAAUGUUUAUUUUUAAAAUCUCGACUGCUCAAGUACUGGAAUUAAAUGACGGCAAUUUUCUAGAGACUGUAACAGGUCAUCCACUACUCUUAGUAGAAUUCUACAGCCCAAAAUGUCCGUUUUGUCAAAAGCUUGCACCUGUGUACGAACAGGCGGCAAAAAAGCUUCAUGAUAUACAGCCAUCCCUUCAAGUAGCUAAGGUUGACUGUACGAAUGAUGCUUGCAAUGUCACCUGCACCAAGUCUAAUGUCAGAUACGUUCCUUGGAUAAUCAUGUUCAAAAAUGGUGCUCAAAGUAGUGUCUUUGGGGAUCGCAAAAGAGAUGAAGAUACCAUUGUAAAGUUUGUAACUGACGUCGUCAGUAACACAACCGAAAAGCAACAAGAUGUUAUAGUUCCAAAGAUCCCUCCGAUAAAUGCUUGCGAUGAACAUCCUCCACCAUCGGCAGAGGUCCCAACGACGAUCCCUGCAGGACUCCCUGUGACUGAACUCACUGAUGCAACAUUUGCAGACUUUAUUAAGAGUAGUCCUUAUGUUAUAGUGGAUUAUUAUGCGCCUUGGUGUUCAGAUUGCCAAAGACUGAGUCCGCUGUACGAUGAAGCAGCGCUUCAACUCCAAAAAACCAACCCCAAGAUAAAAUUCGCCAAGGUGGACUGUAACCGAGGCAACGUACCAACAUUUAGCAUAUGUGCAGCAUCAAAGUUAAAGUUUUUUCCUUGGGUGGUGCUAUUCCAUAAUGGCGAGCCGGUACAGCAUUAUGACCAGGAAAAUAUUCCUAAUACUGCUACUAUAUAUAACUUUAUCAAGUCUGGGACGCAAGCUAACGAUGUAGGGUCAGUGGUUCAGCAGCUUGAUGAUUCAAGCUUUGAUUCUAUGAUAAGCACGCAUCCGUAUGUUAUGGUAGACUUCUAUGCCCCAUGGUGUUUUUAUUGCAAGAAGAUGGCUCCUAUUUAUGAUGAAUUGGCAACAGAAUUAAAGGAUCCUUACCCUUCACUUCGACUUGUGAAGGUAGAUUGUACUGUCACAAACCCGAAGACUAAAACUACAUGUACAAAAAAUGACAUAGCGUUCCUACCGACGCUCAAACUUUUCCAAAACGGAAAGUUCCUCAAGGAGUACGAAGGCGACAAGACAAACAAAGGUACCAUUUCAAGCUUUGUUACUGACGUAGUUGGCGUCGAGCAAUCAGCGAAACGUACUACCAUGAAUUCCACUAAAACAAACAAUGACAAAACCAAACAACUCGAGAAGAAAGACAAAAAAAGCAAGAAAGAAUUAAAAAAAGAUAAUGCUGACGAAGAAGGGUCGUUAGACAAAGUCGUAGAAAAAGAAGAUAACGAGAAGAAGCUAUCCAAAGAAAAUAAAAAUAAAAAGGAAAACGUAUCGAAAAAAUCCCGAAAAGAAAAGUCAAGAGUGGACAGAGCUGCUCAAAUUCUAAAAAAAGUCUUCAAACAGUUUAAAAUCGAUAAACUCACCAAGACGAAAAAGCACAGAAAAUACGAGGAUGACGACGAAGAAGAAGACAGUGAUAGCAACCGUAACUCAUGGCAACAAGUUGUCAGGGACAUUCAUCAGGUUGCUAAGGAUAUUCAUAAGAUGACUAGAGAAUUCACUAGAGCGGUUUCUAAUAAACAGCCAGGUGUUGAUCGCUUGGUUAAAGCAUUUAAUCAUUUAGUAAAAUCUAAAGAUGAAGAUGAAGACGAAUACUAGGUUAUAUAAAGUGCGCACUCGAUAGUGGAAAUACUUUUUAAAAGUACAAAGGAAUUUUAUAAAGUAGUUAAAGCUUUGAAGUGUAAAUUAAACCCUUAUUAUUACA